Dendrobium catenatum is the source of this 1081-nucleotide messenger RNA. Its product is annotated as 40S ribosomal protein S3a-2. Gene Ontology annotation, cellular component: ribosome; cytosol. The coding region runs from base 104 to 889 and encodes 261 amino acids. The record is from RefSeq and is a predicted model, not a curated record. Gene Ontology annotation, biological process: translation. The transcript is spliced from 7 exons. Lineage: Eukaryota; Viridiplantae; Streptophyta; Magnoliopsida; Asparagales; Orchidaceae. Gene Ontology annotation, molecular function: structural constituent of ribosome.
AAAAUAAAGUUCACUAACAAUAUAAGAUCCUUCGAGAAGUAUUUUUCCUUUCUCGAUCGAAACCCUAGGAGUUCCAGCAGCUAGAAGCGGCGGCGGCGGCGACAUGGCUGUCGGGAAGAACAAGAGGAUCUCAAAGGGCAAGAAGGGAGGAAAAAAGAAGACUGUCGAUCCAUUCUCCAAGAAGGAUUGGUAUGAUAUCAAGGCUCCAUCAAUCUUCUCGGUCAGGAAUAUUGGGAAGACUCUCGUGUCUAGGACUCAGGGAACCAAGAUCGCUUCUGAAGGUCUCAAGCAUAGAGUAUUUGAGAUCUCUUUGGCAGAUCUUCAGAAUGACGAAGAUCAAGCUUACAGGAAGAUUAGGCUUCGUGCAGAAGAUGUGCAAGGCAAGAAUGUCCUCACAAACUUCUGGGGUAUGGAUUUUACUACUGAUAAACUCAGGUCUCUAGUUCGCAAGUGGCAAACUCUUAUUGAGGCACAUGUAGAUGUGAAGACAACUGACAACUACACUAUGAGGCUGUUUUGUAUUGCAUUCACCAAAAGACGCCCUAACCAGGUCAAGCGCACCUGCUAUGCUCAGUCUAGUCAGAUCAGACAGAUUCGUCGAAAGAUGAGAGAGAUAAUGAUAAAUCAAGCAUCAUCCUGUGAUCUGAAGGAGUUGGUGCAAAAAUUCAUUCCCGAGGUGAUUGGGAAGGAGAUUGAAAAGGCCACAACAAGUAUUUACCCACUUCAGAACGUGGUUAUUCGCAAAGUAAAGAUUUUGAAGGCUCCGAAAUUUGAUCUUGGGAAGCUCAUGGAGGUGCAUGGUGAUUACAAGGAAGAUUUGGGCGUCAAGCUUGAUAGGCCUGUUGAAGAUCUUUCAAUGGAAGGGGAAGCUGAGGUUGUUGGAGCUUAGAAUUUAAUGAUAGUUUUUUUUUUUAAAAAUUUUGAGGAUCUUUGUCUAAUGCUUUUUGGUUUAUUUGCAUUUAUCACGUUUCUUGAAACAAGGUUAGCAGCUUCUAAUUGUUGUCUAUGCAAAUAUUUUGAAUCUAAAUGGAUUAUGCACGUUUUAUCAGAAAUUCCACUGCAACUCUGUAUAGAUCUUUAA